Messenger RNA from Vicia faba (fava bean), 348 nucleotides. NCBI's taxonomy places the organism in Eukaryota, Viridiplantae, Streptophyta, Magnoliopsida, Fabales, Fabaceae. The record is from the annotation of a GenBank genome assembly.
AUGUGCAGAGAUGAUGAAAUGGAGAAGAACCAAAUGAAGACUGAAACAAGAUUUUUUUGCAGGAUUGUUGAAGAUGAAGAUUGUAGCCGUUUUGUUCUUGUGUAUCAUUUGUUGAGCACGGAUCAGAGAUGCAAGAUUGUGAAGAUUGAAGGUUGGGGAGUUGCAGAGAUAGAGGUCCUUUUUGUUAAGCUGGGAUUCAAUUACAAGGUGGUUUUGAAAAUGGUUGGGAGGUUUGGUUUAUAUCAGGGCUAUUGGGAAGCAAAGGCAAAAGGAAAACACCAAGAUGAUAUGAAGUUGGAACAAAGACGCAUAACACGAAGUUUUGGAAGCUUGAAGUUUGAAACAUGA